Messenger RNA from Musa acuminata AAA Group (dessert banana), 2261 nucleotides. RefSeq lists its product as uncharacterized. Bases 1073 to 2152 code for a protein of 359 amino acids. The transcript is spliced from 2 exons. The record is from RefSeq and is a predicted model, not a curated record. NCBI's taxonomy places the organism in Eukaryota, Viridiplantae, Streptophyta, Magnoliopsida, Zingiberales, Musaceae.
AUCCCAUGCUACAUGUUCGUCUCUUGACUCCUGAACAAGAUGGUCAGACAUCAAACCAAGAACGAGAAGCCACAAAGGACGUGGGGAAGGUGCAACAAAGGCACCAAAACCAAGUGCCAUAAAUAAAGAGAGAGGGAGAGAGAGGAGCUCAGAGAUGGCAAGAUCCAAUGAACAAGACACCCCCAGAUUCUGGUGUCGCAAGCAAGCCAAAAACGAGUAGAGCUACGGUUGUUGUCCCGCAGGAACAGAACAUGGGGAAGAAAUAUAGUGAUGGUGGGGGAAUCCGACACCCACAUGCUGCUGCAUCUUGUCAGGUUCCGUCCUCGAGUAUCGACCCCAUUGCCGCUCCCCUCUCGACCUUUUUUUCCUCGGGUUUCCAAUCAUUUGCCUACCAACACCCACCAUAAUUUCUAUUAGAUUCCUAACCCAAAGAAGAAGAAGAAGAAGAAGAAGAAGAAGAGAAUGUACAUUGAGCAGGUCAACCCUGGGAUUAGCUUCUUCUUUGUCUUGUUUCCCUAGUAAAAUAAUGGCCACUGGAAAUCCGGGGUACUGUAGCAUCUACAUGUGGAAGGAAGAUGAUAGAUAGAUAGAUAGAUAGGUUUUAAUCUUCCUCCACUAUUUGUAAGGCUUAAGUUGGUAGAAUUAGUAGGAAUAAGUUCAUCGAUUAAUGCAUUGACUUGCACCAUUCAUAUGCCAUGCUAUUUUGCUGUCGAAGCUAAAAGUUCCGAAAGACAAAAUACGACUUCGGGUCAGUCGUGCCGUAUGGAAAUGGUCCGCGAAUUUGACGCUCGGAGAUCUUACUGCGGUCAUAAUUCCAAGUCAAAACCUUUGUGGAAUCUACUGGCCAUCCCCUCAUCAUCUCUCAGGACCGAAGCUACGAAAAGAAUAAGAGAACACCGCAAAAAGCAUACCAUAUGAAGUCACCGCUUACCAUUCAUGUACUCCGUAUGUGUCGAGAAAGAGAGAGAGAGAGAGAGAGAGAGAGAGAGAGAGAGAGGUCAUACUGGUGGGACAGGCAGCGUUGCCUUGAAGGACGGAGAGGAUUCCUGAGAGCAUCAUAUAAGGGCAUCAUAUGGCAAGCUCCCAUCCCACGGAUGACAGAAUUGCACAUUCCUUUUAUUUCUCGAUUCAAAAAGAAACAUUCUCCCUCCUCUUCUCUUCUCUUCUCUUCUCUUCCACUCCGAGUAUUAUAUAUCUCGUCUUGCGGCAGAGGACCCUCUGUACCAACAAAGGGCCCAUACAAGGAGCGGAGGAGGAAGAGGAGGCUGCGUUAUCUGCAGCAGUAGAUCGUGUGGUGAUGGGUGUGGAUCACUGGACUCUCGAAGAGGUCACCAUGGACUCAGGCUUUCCUUCUGUCUGGGGGUUUCAUGAGGGCAUCGAGGACUUGAAGCAUAAGCUUCUGUGUGCGACGUCGGAGCUGGAAGCGCUGCGGGCCAAUGCCAAGGAGGAGAUACGGAAGAGCGAGGAGAACAUCGAACAGUUGAUCCACCACCUCCAAGUGAUCACCCACGAACGAGACGUGGCGAGGGAUCAGCUGCAGCUUGUCCUCAACAAGAUCACGCUGCCUGACAGCCCGCAGAUGAGGCAAGCGAGAGGGAGUAGCAGCCUCACCGAGUCCGAUAGCCUCUCGGGGGCUCCCAACCACCAUUCUUACGCCGCAUCUCCCGUCGAUUCCUUCUUCGACAACGUGGGUUCUCCAGAACUGUCGAGCAUGGGCAGACCACAGCGGCAAGCCUCUCAGAGCAGCCCCAACUACGACCGGGCAUCCGCGGUGGUCGAUGGCCUUGCGAUGAGGAAGCCAUUGCCACGCAAGGGGAAGCUGCUGCAAGCGGUUCUGGAAGCAGGUCCUCUGCUGCAGACCCUUCUCCUCGCAGGGCCGCUCCCUCAGUGGCGCAAUCCUCCACCGCUGCAACCAUUUCAAGUUCCUCCCAUGGCCGUCAAACUCCACAACGCUUCACCGCCCAACCAAAAACCUGCAGCGAACCCAAGCAGCAAUUUGGCUUACGCUUCUCCUCCGAACGCAUUUAACCGUGACACCCACGUUUACGGCCUGGCCGUGUCGAAUACGACACCGAAGAGACCGACGACCUCGCAAUGUCUGAAAGGCUUCGAGGAGCCGAGGAUGAAGAGACAAAAGACUCAAUGUAUGUGAAGGAGAUGGUGUUGGCGUAGUUAGGAACCCAUAUAGUCUUGAGAUUACAGUUCAUGCUGUGUGUUCUGUCAUGUUCACGAUGUAAAGAGCAGGAUUUUGUGUUUCCUUA